UGACUCUCCCGAAGUGACCCCGAAACCAACUCCGCCAUGCGUCCCAUUCUCAGCUCUUCCUCCCCGUGCUCCGGCCCAACUCCGCGGCCAACGGCCGCCAAGACCACCAGCGGAAAAGAGACCGCCGCCUCCUCCUUCUCCGACAUCCACCACGACAUCCUCCAAUCCCACAUCCUCACUCGGCUCGACGGCCCCGCCCUUGCCUCCGCCUCCUGCGUCUCCACUUGCCUGAGCGCGCUCUCGUCUGACGAGCGCCUCUGGGCCGACAUCUCCCACUCCACUUGGCCGUCGAUCAAUGCGCCGCACGUCUGUCGCAUCAUUUCCACCUUUCCUGGCGGCCACUGGUCCUUCUUCACCGACGCGUACCCCCUUCUCGCCGACAACGCCGGCUCUCCUUCGACGGCACAUCCCCCUCCGCCUACCGAACUCCACCGCCGCCCAUCGGAGCUGAUCUCGGCCGUCGACAUCCGCUACCGGGGGCAGCUCAUCUUUAGCAAGACCGCCGAGACCGAGACCGAGACCGGGUGGUUCCGGUGCUCCCCGUUCCGCAUCGACAUGCUGGAGCCAAAGGAUGCAGUGCCGACGCCAGUCCCCUUCCCGAGCCCCGACGACGCGUGCGGCGACCUUGGGGACAGCCUGAGGCUGAGCUGGGUCCUGAUCGACCCGGAGGGGCGGCGGGCGAUGAACCUCUCGAGCGCCGCCCCGGUAUCCAUCCAACGCCACUGGCUCAGCGGGGAGGUGCACGCCCGGUUCGCGACGGUGCUGCCCUACGGAGAGCGGGGCACGGCGGCGGAGCGGGUGGCCUGCACGAUCGCCGUCACGUGCGGGGGGUCGGGCGGGGGGGCCAUGCAGGUGAGGGAGGUGAGCGCGCAGGUGGAGGACAUGGAGGGGACGUACCUGAACGGGGGGGACAGCCUGGCUAUCUUGCGGAGGGCCAUGGAGGGCAAGAGGGGGAAGAAGACGAGGGAGGAGGAGGAGGGGCGGAGGAGGUACGACGAUUUCUUGGAGCGGCGGAGGGAGAGGAGGGAGAGGCGGGCGAGGGCGGAGGGGACGUUGGACGCCCUGUGCGUGGGCUUCGGAUCGGCGGCGCUCGUGGCCUUCUGGUUGUUCAUUCUGUGCAGAUGAAGUGCGAGGAGGAAGAGGAGGAAGAGGAGGAGGGGGGGCAAUGAGAAGAUUGCAUUGCCAUAAAAAGGAGCUUAAAAAAAUAUAUGCUUGUUAUAGAAAAUGAAAUCUUCAAUUUAUUCAAGAAAAACAAAAAAAAAUUUUACCCUCUUUUGUAUACCUACUCCUGCAAUUAGAUUGGAGUAAAAUGCUAGGGAGACAGUAAAUUCUGUUGAAUUUGAUUUUAGAAAUGAUGUAUUGAAUUUCGGGUGGACCUUUGAAUAUGUGAGGGCGUCACCAAAGGUGAUUCGCCAGACAAAACAUGAGUAAUAUCGAUCGUGAAAUCUCUUUUGAUUGUAACAGUGAUAGCUGGUUUUUAAUUAGCAGCAUCCAUUGUCCGAUUUCUCUAUUUAAAGAAACGAGAUUAAUUUAGCAA
This is a messenger RNA of Syzygium oleosum, 1537 nucleotides long. RefSeq names its product probable F-box protein At2g36090. The record is from RefSeq and is a predicted model, not a curated record. Gene Ontology annotation, molecular function: protein binding. Lineage: Eukaryota; Viridiplantae; Streptophyta; Magnoliopsida; Myrtales; Myrtaceae. Bases 37 to 1125 code for a protein of 362 amino acids. The transcript has a single exon.